Drosophila mojavensis is the source of this 354-nucleotide messenger RNA. RefSeq names its product cecropin. Lineage: Eukaryota; Metazoa; Arthropoda; Insecta; Diptera; Drosophilidae. The record is from RefSeq and is a predicted model, not a curated record. The transcript has 2 exons. Bases 89 to 316 code for a protein of 75 amino acids.
UUUUUAAGGCACAUAUAUUGUGACUUGUGUCUAGUUCAAGUCACAACUUUCAUAGUACACGGAAUAUUUCUAUACGCCAAAGACCAAUAUGAAGCUCAACAAUAUCUUCAUCAUUGUUGCUCUCAUCCUGGCCAUCAGCAUGAGUCAAUCCGAGGCUGGUCUUGCUAAUACGACUGUCACUGAAAUUAAAAAUAUUGGACAGUCUAUUAAAAAUAUCUACGUCGCUGGCUGGGAAAAGAUUAAAGAGGUAACCAAUACAGUGGUCAGUGUAAUUAAACCAAGAAAUGGACAACCCGCUACAUUAAGAGCAUAUUAAACACUGUAGAAACAAUAAAAAGAAAAGUAAGCUUGUUA